CCCGAUUAUUUGAAACCCUAAGCCUUCAAAAAGCUGGCGGCAAUUUCCUUUAUAAUGUUCUUUAAACAUAUUCAUCAUCGUUUUCUCACAUUUCAUUUUCUUACGAGGCUUUUCUGAAAACCUAGCGUCUCUUCUUCCUGCUCAACAAUGGAGUUUUGGGGUGUCGAAGUCAAGGCUGGUCAGUCACUUAUUGUGAAACCUGGAAAUGAGAAAUUGAUUCAUCUAUCACAGGCAACGCUAGGUGAAAUAAAGAAGGACAAAGCAAGUGAAAACGUGACUAUAUUUUUGAAAAUUGGUGACCAAAAGCUUGUUCUGGGAAUUCUCUCUGCAGAGAAGUUUCCUCAGCUAUCAUUUGAUCUUGUGUUUGAGAAGGAAUUUGAGCUCUCUCACAAUGGGAAGAGUGGAAGUGUGUACUGUGCCGGAUACCAGGCUUACGGGGAUGAUCAUGAACACGAUGGUUAUAUUGAUUCUGAUGCUGGCUCAGAUGAUGAAGAACUUCCCUUGGCCUCUGCUCAGAAUGGAAAACCAAGCUCGAAGGAUGUGAAACCUGGUUUGGUUGAAAGUAAUAAUGCAAAAAAAGCUUCUCUGAAGAAGCCUUUGAAACCAAGCAAGGAUGAGGACGACGUUUCUGAGGAUGAUGAAUCUGAUGAUGAUGAAGAUUCUGAUGACGAAUCUGAUGAGGAAAUGCUUGAGGGUGACAGCGGCGAUUCUGAUGAAGAAGAUGAUGACUCUGAAAGUGAUGAGGAGACUCCGAAGAAGGUUGAAUCAGCCAAGAAGAGGUUGAAUGAGUCUGCCACCAAGACGACACCCCUUCCCGCUAAGAAGGCGAAGUUAGCUACGCCCGAAAAGACUGAUUCAAAGAAGGGGGCCCAUACCGCGACUCCCCAUCCAGCCAAGAAAACUGGUAAAACUCCUGCUGCUAAGUUGGAGACCCCAAAAUCUGGUGGCCAGUUCUCUUGCAAAUCCUGUGACAGGUCGUUCGUUUCCGAUGGUGCACUUCAGUCGCACAGUAAAGCUAAGCAUGGGGCUAAGUAAAACGAAGAGUGGCAUAUAUUUUAACAGGUUUAAUAUGUUUUUUUCUAGAUAGGUUGAAAUUUUGUUGAGAGUUGGGAAUGUAGAACGAGAAAUAUGACUGUUCAACCUGAGGGAGAUUAAUUGAUUUUGAUAAACGUGUGCUUGUUUGUUGGUCUAGUUAUGGUGUGUACUCGCAAGUAUUAUUCUUCCAAACAAUGAAUGUAGAAUUGCCCCCUGUUCAUGGGCUUUGCA
Molecule: messenger RNA, 1266 nt
Organism: Cucumis melo (muskmelon)
Lineage: Eukaryota; Viridiplantae; Streptophyta; Magnoliopsida; Cucurbitales; Cucurbitaceae
Product: histone deacetylase HDT1-like
Exons: 10
Coding region: 148-1035 (295 amino acids)
Source: RefSeq, a predicted model, not a curated record